This is a messenger RNA of Asterias rubens (European starfish), 1428 nucleotides long. RefSeq names its product aquaporin-12-like. Gene Ontology annotation, cellular component: cytoplasm. Gene Ontology annotation, molecular function: channel activity. The transcript is spliced from 4 exons. The record is from RefSeq and is a predicted model, not a curated record. Lineage: Eukaryota; Metazoa; Echinodermata; Asteroidea; Forcipulatida; Asteriidae. Bases 237 to 1028 code for a protein of 263 amino acids.
AUAUCGUUGGUCAAUAAAAGGUUUCAAAGUCCGUAUUCAAACUUCAAUGAGUGGAAGGAAUGUCUGUAUCUAUACCUCCAUAAAUAAGAGUAUGCACGUGUCAUCCUUGAUUGAUUGUACUUCCUAAAGAUCGAGAAAGUGUGCAUUUGGGGGGUUCUGCUCUCUCCAAUUCAACAGUCCAAUGGACAUGAUUUCAACAACACCGACAAUCUCUACGGCUCGGACACUAUAAUAUCAUGGGGGAAAUACCAGCAGGUUACGGCGCAGUGUUGUUCGUCGUCCUCGCUACCCUCAUCUGUGGCGUAGCACGGAGACUACUGAACAAGGCUCUACCAGCAGGGAGUAAUGUCAGACGAUAUGGUGGCGAGAUCAUAGCCACAUUCCAGCUUGUUACAGGGAUGCUGGAAGGUGAUGUCGUCAUGGAGGAGAAUGGUCUGCUAGCCUAUAUGAUCUACCUAUGUUUUUUCUUCGUACUUCUGGGCUUCACAUUCGAUGAUGACUGUACGGCCAAUCUUGGACUCGCCUGGCAAGCUUGGAUCAAGGGGGAGACAGACGGCCUCGACGCAUCCACCACCGCCGUUUUCCAAGUCCUGGGCGGUCAACUUGCUUUCCCUUACGCCAAACGCCUAUGGAGGGCAGCACCAUCAGCUCGCCAUGGUUAUAAAUGGAAGCACAUGAUCCAAGAGCAAUGUGACUCAGCUUUGAGGUCCUCCAUCUUGGGAGGAAUGGCUGCCGAGGCUCUGGCGACUCUUAUCUACUUCUUGGCAAGGAAGUACUUGAUGCCAAAGGGUAGAGCAAAGAGUAUUGCUUUUGAUUCCUUCGUACAAGUUGGUAUAAUUUCAAUAGGUCUUGAAUGGACAGGCAUGAUGUUCAACCCAGCCCUUGCAUCUGCCUUGACAUUCAACUGUCACAACCAUCCAAUGGGAGAGCAUCUAUUGGUAUACUGGGUGGCGCCAUUGGCGACUAUUGCUCUUGUACAUGUACUCACGAAGAAGACGGCCAUAUUGGAUGCAAAGAAGACCGAUUAAGAAGACGGCCAUGUUGGAUGCAAAGAAGACAGAUUAAGAAGACGGCCAUGUUGGAUGCAAAGAAGGCAGAUUAAGAAGACGGCCUUGGAUGCAAAGAAGACGGCCUUGGAUGCAAAGAAGACGGCCUUGGAUGCAAAGAAGACAGAUUAAGAAGACGGCCACAUUGGAUGCAAAGAAGACAGAUUAAGAAGAUUGCCAUAUUGGAUGCAAAGAAGACAGAUUGAGAAGACUGCCAUGUUGGAUGCAAAGAAGACAGAUUGAACAAGGGAUGUGUCUCUAGAUGGGGCGGAGCAAGGGGAGUAAAGGGGUGUGAACUAUUAUACGAAUAUAUUAUUCUUUAGAAUUAAAGAUGCGGUUAAUAACAAAUUAAAUGUAAAAUAGUAUUAUUGGACAAAUUCAA